AUGUGCUUCUUCGUCGGCAUCGAAAGAAGCCGCAUCCGGGCCGGCUCGAGCCUCCGUGGGGAGGGCGGGCAGGUUGUCCACCUCAAGUCCUUUAUAGUCCACCCCGGCUACGGCGUCGCCGCCCCGCACGACUCGGACCUCGCUCUAGUGGAACUUGAGAGGCCACUGACCUGGUCUGAUGCUGUGAGGCCAGCCGCCAUCUACGCCUUUGGCACUGAAGUGCCUGAUGACUCUGCGGUCCAGGUUGUUGGAUGGGGCGAUACUGUGGGUGAUUCCCUCGAAAGCUCGUCGGGCAACUACGCAUCAACCCUGCAAGAGGUCACCCUCUUCACCGAAAACACGGAAGAAUGCAAAAUGAUCUACGAAGGGGAAGAAGUGGUGACUGACAACAUGAUCUGUGCUGGCAGCCAAGGGGUGGGGGACAAGGAUGCCUGUGCUGGGGACUCGGGCGGCCCAGUUUACUACGCUGACAGAGGCACUGAUGUUCUGGUGGGAGUGACGUCGUGGGGUCCACAGCCUUGUGGGAACCCCGUGCAACCAGGAGUCUUCGUCAAGGUCUCCGCCUUCACCAGGUGGAUUUUGAGCAAUGUCGUCUGA
This is a messenger RNA of Plutella xylostella (diamondback moth), 597 nucleotides long. Its product is annotated as trypsin-like. NCBI's taxonomy places the organism in Eukaryota, Metazoa, Arthropoda, Insecta, Lepidoptera, Plutellidae. The record is from RefSeq and is a predicted model, not a curated record. Gene Ontology annotation, molecular function: serine-type endopeptidase activity. Gene Ontology annotation, biological process: proteolysis.